CGAUGAUAAACCUCUGACGCCUUCAUCCGGGUACUACCACGAACUCGUUCUCCAACAUGGCGGCGUCAGCUAAGAAGAAGAAUAAGAAGGGGAAGACCCUCACUUUGACUGACUUCCUGGCAGAGGACAGCGGGGGCAGCAGUGCGCCCCCCAGCUACCCGGCCAAGUCAACGAGCUGGGCCGACGAGACUGAUGACCUGGACGGAGAUGUCUCGACUUCAUGGCACACGGAGGAGGAUUCGUACCGGGCACCGCCCAUCGAUCGCUCCAUCCUGCCGACGGCGCCGCGCUCGGCCCGCGAGCCCAACAUUGACCGGUCCAGACUGCCCCGCAGUCCGCCUUACACGGCCUUCCUGGGCAACUUGCCCUACGAUGUCACCGAGGACUCCAUCAAAGACUUCUUCCGCGGCUUGGCAAUCAGUGCAGUGCGCCUGCCUCGAGAGCCCAGUAACCCCGAGAGGCUGAAGGGCUUUGGCUAUGCUGAGUUUGAUGAUGUUGAAUCCCUCCUGAGAGCUCUGAGUCUCAAUGAAGAGAAUCUGGGCAACCGGAGGAUCCGUGUGGAUAUUGCCGACCAGUCAAAUGAUAAGGAAAGAGACAGUGGGAUGAUGGGAGGCAGGGACCGAGGCGGUCGGAUGGCAGACAUGGGUCCUGACAAGACAGACAGCGACUGGAGAGCUCGGCCAAGUGCAGACGCUGAUGACGGACCUCCGAGACGAGAUGAUGCCUUUGGAGAGAGAUCAAGGGAUCGUUACGAGUCAGACCGUUACAGAGACGGGCCGCGGCGGGACAAUGAUCGCUACGAAGGAGGAAGAGAUCGAUACCGGGAUCGAUACGAUGAUAGGGAUCGCAGGGAACGCUAUGACGACCGACGAGACUACGAUAGAGGGGGUUACGACUCUCGUGGUGGAGGAGGUCGCCGUGCCUUCGGCACCGGCUUCCGCCGCGAUUAUGACGACAGUCGAGGCAGCGGGGACCGCUACGGGGACCGAGAUCGUUACGGCGGUGACCGUGAGGACCGAUACGAGAGACGGGACGACCGGCGCGAGGAGCGAGCUCCUCAGCAAAGACCCAAGUUGAACCUGAAGCCCCGCAGCGUACCCAAGGAGGACGACAGUCCCAGCAGCGGCGGAGGAGGAACUUCCCCGGCCGCCGCACCAGCUUCGGGCGCCAGGUCCUCAUCCAUCUUCGGUGCGGCCAAGCCGGUUGACACGGCGACCCGGGAGAGGGAGGUCGAGGAGAGGCUGAAAAAGGAGGAGGAGAGGCUGCAGAGGCAGCUGGAGGAGGACAAGGGCCGGGGACCUGAAAGAAAGAUGAGAGACAGAGACCCAAGCUGGCGCACUGAGGAGUCACAACCUGAGCGAUCCCGCACAGGAAGUGAGUCUUCACAGCCAGGAAGCACUUCUGGAAGAGGGUCGCGGUGUCGAGACAACGAGCGCUCUGGGGAGAACGAGGUAUUUGCCGGGAGAGAAGGCAACACUUCCCCGGGACCUGCGUCACGGCCUUCCUCCACCAGCUCCGCCAAAGAGCCGCUGAAGGUGAUGCCUGCGCCUCCUCCCAAGGAGAACGCGUGGGCCAAGAGAAGUGCAGCCAACACGGGCUCCAGUGAGGGCGACGGGCGAGCUCCCGUCUCCCCGGUGUCCCCCGGCGGGUCCACCCCUCCCAAGUUCAGCUCUUCGAGUUCUGCAGAUGAGAGAGGAUCUGGAAAGGAUGAGAACAAGGCUGACGGUGUGCGUCGGGACCGGGGGCCCCCACGUGCACGAGGGGGGCCUGCAGGGCCUGGAGCUGGGCGGGGCCGAGGAGAGGGGCCCAACAAAGACCGAAGAAAGGAGGCAGACAGAAAGGACAACAGAAGAGACCGAGACUCCAGACCACCUCCAGAGCCAAAGAAAUACGAAGAAACCCCAACCCCCAAGUUCAGCUCAGCCAGUAAAUACGCCGCUUUGCUAAUGGACGGAGACCAAGGUGACGACGCAGAAGACGUCGAAUAGAGAGAAAAUAAAGAAGACACGGCCAGAGAGUGCAAAGGAGAGGAGAAUAUGACAAACGCAAAAAAUGAAAAAUGUUUAAUCUCACAUAGCUUAUGAAAAAA
Molecule: messenger RNA, 2089 nt
Organism: Salarias fasciatus (jewelled blenny)
Lineage: Eukaryota; Metazoa; Chordata; Actinopteri; Blenniiformes; Blenniidae
Gene: eif4ba
Product: eukaryotic translation initiation factor 4Ba
Exons: 15
Coding region: 57-1988 (643 amino acids)
Molecular function (GO): RNA binding
Source: RefSeq, a predicted model, not a curated record